Molecule: messenger RNA, 1587 nt
Organism: Tarenaya hassleriana
Lineage: Eukaryota; Viridiplantae; Streptophyta; Magnoliopsida; Brassicales; Cleomaceae
Product: biotin carboxyl carrier protein of acetyl-CoA carboxylase 2, chloroplastic-like
Exons: 7
Coding region: 578-1360 (260 amino acids)
Biological process (GO): fatty acid biosynthetic process
Cellular component (GO): acetyl-CoA carboxylase complex
Molecular function (GO): acetyl-CoA carboxylase activity
Source: RefSeq, a predicted model, not a curated record
UUAUUACGGCGUCGGAGAGAGGGCUUGCGGAGGAGAUCUAAUUGGGCCGAAGAAAGCUCAUUAAGGACACUACCGAUGUCUCUGAUUGGGCCCAAAAAAGUUCUUCAAGGACCAUAACGAUGUCUCUAAUUGGGCCCAAAAAGCCCAUAAAUUUGUAUUUGCUCCGUUGGAUCAUCCCACGCGCACCAAUGGCGCGUGGAUGCCACCGCCCCAAAUCUCCCGCACUAUAAGUCCACCGAUUUUGCUUGUUUUCUAAAAUUCCGGAGAGAGGCGCGUGGGACUUUUUUUUGGCUGCUUUAUUGUACCCAAAAAAAGAGACGAAACGAUGCGUCUUACCAAAACGAAAACGAACAGAGGACUAUUCGUAUUUCGUAUUACAACUUAAAAACAACUAACAAGUAGAGAGCCAUCUGGAUCUUCCUUCAUUGAAUCAUUUGUCAUUGUUGUAAGCAUCGAAAUCUCCUCCCGGUGAUCGCCCACCCAUUUUCUCCCCCGAAUCUCUCUUCCUCUUCUUCUUCUUCCGUCCCUGUAAAUCCCUCACAUUUCCUCUGCAAUCUCUCCCCUUGUGCGUGUAUCGAUGGCGUCGCUGUCUUUGCCUUGUCCGAAGAUCUGCGCUUCCAACCGGUUCGGCUCCAUCUCCGGGAGCUCACACCGGAAACUCAACAGAAUCUCAUUUUCCAAUGUGUCUGAUGCCUCCCAGGUGCAACCCUUCAACCAGAAGCAAUCUGCAUUCUGGAGUCUCCAUGCAACAGUUGAUACGGUUGCUUCCAACUCUGAAGUUGUGAAAAGUGGAUCCUUGAAUGGAAAAGCUGAAAUUGUGGAUAACAAUGUUCAUGAUCCUGCUGUACUCCCGGUUUUUAUGGCUCAAGUCUCUGACCUUGUCAAGCUUGUGGAUUCAAGAGACAUAGUGGAGCUUGAACUGAAACAACUGGACUGCGAGAUCAUUAUAAGGAAGAAGGAAGCUCUACAGCAGCCUGUAGCAGCAGCACCACCAGCAGCAGCAGCUCCGCUCUUCUCAAUGCCGCCUCCAAUGGUUAUGCCUCCGGCUCAACCAGCCGAUCCAAGCUCUGCCCCCUCAGCCUCUGUGGCUGCUCCUGCUGCUCCGGCUAGCCCUUCCCCGUCUCAUCCUCCCCUCAAAUCUCCUAUGGCUGGCACCUUCUACCGAUCUCCUGCACCCGGUGAACCUCCUUUCAUUAAGGUUGGAGACAAGAUUCAGAAGGGUCAAGUUGUUUGCAUUAUUGAGGCUAUGAAACUGAUGAACGAAAUCGAGGCUGAUCAAUCAGGAACUGUUGCCAAGAUACUGGCUGAAGAUGGAAAACCUGUCAGCCUCGACACGCCGCUGCUUGUGAUCGUACCAUGAAGGUCGGGUUCAGACGAAAAACCCGUUUGAACCGCUUCUACCGUACGUAAUUCGUUGGUUUGGGCUGGUUUUUCUUCUGUUUGGGGUCGGAAAUGGCUCUGUUUCCGAGACUUUCUUUGGACCAGUCCUGUUUCUAUGUAGAUGGGUCGUGUUUUUUGUUGGCUUUAGUCUGGUACAAAAGAAAAUGUUAAAUAACUACCGUUAAGUCAUUGGCAGUGUUUUGGAUU